AGCACAAAAAUUCACAGCUUAAAGAAAAUAAUUUGUUUGUACGCUUGAAAAAAUGGCUAGCAGCAGCCAGCAGGCAAUGGAUUACGAAGAUGUUUCAACUCGUACAACGUCUGUUGAUGCGGAAAACAUAUACUCAACGGUCAUCUACUGUGAAGGAUGCAGGCUAUCUGGUCUAUUGAAUGGCAUGUGCAGGUGCCAGUAUUGCGACCGCUGGAGGGAGCUGCAAUAUCAGACGAUGAAACUUAAACAAAUAACUGGGAAAAGUAAUGAGAGCUGGCGAGAAAUGCUAAGCAAGAAGAAGGCUUCAGAAGCUCGUGGGAAACUCGUCAGUAGUUUGCACCGACGAGUCGUCGAGAAUAAGUCCUCUAAACGCAAGAUUUACUCCGAGAAGUCAGCAUUUAAAGAGUCUGGUGGGAAAAAGAUGGAAAAGCGAAUGAAGUCAUAUAUCACGCGAAUUAGAAUAUUAGAUCAAUGUAUCAAUGAAAUUAAAGUUAAUGAUGAAAGCCGGUACGACGUAACUGACCUCAGCGACCUGGUCUCAGCCCUCAACAUCGAAAAGGAACCAACUUCGCUGUUUGACCUCACACUGAGCGAGCUGCGUGAGCUCCACGCCAAUCAACUCUAA
Hyalella azteca is the source of this 625-nucleotide messenger RNA. RefSeq lists its product as uncharacterized. Lineage: Eukaryota; Metazoa; Arthropoda; Malacostraca; Amphipoda; Hyalellidae. The coding region runs from base 53 to 625 and encodes 190 amino acids. The transcript has 2 exons. The record is from RefSeq and is a predicted model, not a curated record.